AUGUUGCGAACAUAUCUGCAAGCGAGCCAGAAGCUAAGAGUGCCGCUGACGCGCGCAUACGCCAUCAAAGAUUCUCAUUCUCAUCAAAAGCCGUCUUCGCAAGGUCACGCCACAAGUAAGGAUGACAAGGAUCACAAUAUCCAGUCCAAGGCAGUAAAAGAAGGUAUGGAGGAGAGAAAGAAUGCAGGACCACCAAAGGGGGAGAAGAAAGAGACGCAUUCCAAGGCUCCAGGCCCCGUGAUUGGCAUGCAAGAUGAAAGGGGAGGCAAAAACGAGUAG
Protomyces lactucae-debilis is the source of this 279-nucleotide messenger RNA. RefSeq lists its product as uncharacterized. NCBI's taxonomy places the organism in Eukaryota, Fungi, Ascomycota, Taphrinomycetes, Taphrinales, Protomycetaceae. The coding region runs from base 1 to 279 and encodes 92 amino acids. The transcript has 2 exons. The record is from RefSeq and is a predicted model, not a curated record.